CCGACAACUAGCAGCCAGUUUGCCCGUUUUGGCAUGGGACACUUCCUGAAGUGGGCUCGAUCCGGCCUCGCUGGGAUUGCUCACAUGGUCUCUUUUCGGAACCCCAGCGGUCCGAGCAAUGCUGACAAGGGCAGCUGCGAAUGCGUCUUUUGUCAGGAAGCAUUCACAUCCAGGAACAGCUUGUUCAAGCAUUUGCGCCUGGAGCAUCCAUCGGUCCACAACCGGACCUGCGACAGAUGCAAGGCUUUUCCUUUGCAUGGUACCUGCUACGAACGCAAAGAACCAAGGGCUGUGCUGUGUAGCAAGUGCUAUGAGCAGUGUGGAGAGCAGGCUGAUCCAGAUGUUUGUUCCCAGACUUUCUCAAGACAUGAUCGUCCGCCGCACAUGCAGGACAUUCAAGCUCAGCCAACAAGAGAGCGUAAAGUGAAGGAAUUAGCCCCAGAUCUGCUUGUCCCCAGAGCACCUUUGCAGUUUGGCAGCUCCAAGCUGCCCAAGUCUCUUGCAGAUGCCUUUAACAAGUUUGCAUCUGCUGAAAGACCUUUGUUCCGCAUCCCAAGUAAGAUCCUUCUCCGCGAGGUUCCCCGCGAGGAUCUCGAGAUGGCGUGGAGAAAUGAUUUGCUGCGCGGCAUGCCCAUAGGCCUGAAAUCCACCUUUGCCCACGAAGACAAAGACCAAUGGCUACAUUUGGCAAUGAAAGACACAGACAGAGAUGUUGCAUUGUCACCUUUGGAACCUGAAAUGACUUCAGAACUGCUGCUUGCGAUCCUUCGGUUUCAAACAUUUCGGACGAAAAUCAGCUGUUACCACGUCAGGCUCACGGCAAAGUCCACCUGGAAUUGUGGAAACCGAGUUGUGGACUGGCAAGCUUGUGCUGAGGAAACACCUGGUGUUAGGAUCCACCGGGAGAGGGGGGCACGUGGCUACAAGAGUGCUUCAAUUGCGCUUCAGCGCGCAAGGUCUGUGAAGCCGCUUGACUUCGAAGGAUUUGCCUUCUCCUUCCUAGAACGGGUGGAUGGUGUGGAGUUUUACUCCACUCCAAGUUUGGCGGAAUCGAUGUUUCACUAUGGCCAGAAUCCGGAGCAUGCCACGGUGCCGCUGGACGUCUGCUACGACUUGGUGUGGCGAGCUCGUCAAUCUGGGUUCGCCCAACCCUCUAAGCGCCGCACUUUGAUCGUAAAGCUCGACAAGCAUGGUGUGCAAGCGGCCAACCAGCAUGGUGUGCAGGAUGAACGUGAUGUGGUGCUUGCUUCGAAACCCAAGUCCUCGAGUGCUUGGAGGAAUUCCUGUGAAGGUGUAGAGGAUGAGAUGGAAUUUGGUCGCUUUUGUGUUCAACGACUUCUUCUCAGUGAGGUUCUUCCAACUCGGGGAAUGAAACAAUCUGCCAGCUGCCAGCAGAAAUAUGGUGGAUCCUUUGCCAGAGAGCUUUGCACUCAUCAUGAAAGGAGACAGUGUCACUAUGGUGAAGAUUGCAAGUUCAUCCAUCGGCGCAUUGAACUGCUUCUGGACAUUUCAACGGUUGAAAGGAGCCUUGUGCCUGUACUUCCUAAAAUAAGUAAAACAGAUAUGGCCAAUGUGCGUUAUAUCUUUAAAACAAGCAACCCAUUCUUGUCUUGUGGAAAAGAACACCGUUGACUUUAGCACAAGAGUGUUAACCGUCACGAAGUGAGCUGGACAAUUGGCUGAGGGCAAGAGAAGCUUUGUGAGAAGUUGAGUGAUGAGAAUUGCAACAUCAGAGAUUUAGAGCUUCGUGAAAUCUUCUGGGAAGCAAUGAAGAAGGGCGAGUUGCGGAUCUCUUUGAACAUGCUGUUGGACAGGUGGUCGGCAAAGAAUGGAACCAGUGAAGAAGUUCUUGUGGAAAAUCUCAAGGGGGAACUAAAGGAUGGGAACCUGACAAUUUUGGUCGUGGCAGCUUCUGCCCAUUUGCAACGCGAGUGGCAUGAACGAGCUAUGAAAGAUUUGAAGUCUGCGAUUAAUGUGCCGGAAGCUCGCGUCUUUCUUUCUCCCGUGUUGACCAAGCCACCAUUGCAACUUUUGGAUUGCUUGGAUGAGUACUUCAAGAAAGAGCUUUUGGUGCUGAAAGUGGUGUAUUUGAAACGCCUUUGCAAGUCCUGCUUUGCCCUGCUCAUUCCCAACAGCAGUUGGGUGGGGCUUGCCAAGAGAUCAGGCUUCAGCUUUCAAGAGGAAGGGCAGAAGAAAGGUCGUUGGAUUCUGAGGAAAUGCAAGGGAACGCGUCGUUGUGAAUGGACACCGCAGAGCGACACCGCUGAGCGCAAAGCCGAUUUGAUCCGUUUCAUGCGGGAGGGCUUGGAGGAUUGGCCCUCCGUUGGAGUGUUUCUGGAAUCUGCGCGGAUUUUUGGACCUCCGUCCUUGCAGCCCUCACCGGCCAGACGAUCGCGUUUGGCGGCCCUGUACUGCAUCUUGGAGGAGAUCACAGGGCUGGAGAGUCAGGUUGACAGCGAUGAAGAGGAGGAGGACGAGAUGAUGCGGUGCGCUGAUUUGGACGAGAAGUUUCUGGACGGAGAAGGUCUUUCGACCAACACCAGGUCGACCAUGUUCUCUGAGAUGGACUGGGGUUUGUUCCCACCGCCGAUGUGCAUGGGCCGUCAGAGGACCUGGCCUGCACCCCGCAGUGCUAUGCAAAUGGUCCAUUUGCUGUCACAGGAGUGUGACAGCGAAAAGAGGGCGAAAAGUGUGGUGCGUGGGAAACGUGUGCUGAACCGCACGCGUGCAUACGCACGGCUUGGCACGAUGCUGAACAAGUUGAGGUACGAAGAAGGCAUCUUGGUUGAUGGAGAGUGGAUCACAGAAGCUUCACGUGCUGCUGCUUUGCUAGACUCUGCCGGAUACGAUGGGGAUGUUAUCGAUGAAUGGGUUGGAGACAGCAACAUCUCUUCCGAUUUGCUGAUGGCUAUGAUUGCGGCGAAGUGGCGAAGGUUUAAUGGAGAAAGGAAUAGUGGAGCUGCUCCAGAUGCACAGGAGGUCUUGGGUGGACUGCUGCUGGCGCAAGCGAUGAGUCAUGGGCAAGGGAGGUCGCAUCGAAUUCGCAAGCCGAUUGUGGGAAUGCUUUGGAGGCAUGAACGCUUGCGAGGCAAGCUGCCGUUGGCCUCUCGUGGAGGAAGUGUGGGAAUGGGCAUGGACACUUGUCGCUCAGAUCAUGACAUUUUUCUGCAGAUCAAGCAUGGAGACGAGGACAUGGUUCAGACUGUGUACGAGGUCUUGCUGGAUCUGCAGAGACAGUCCACUGGUCAUGAGGAGCGCUUGAAGCGCGCGAAGGUCGUACGGAAGGACUUCGCCGUGGAGAUCCAGGACUUCUACCGUGGUAGGGACUUUGAUCUCGUCCCCUACACAGUGAAGCCAGAGCUCCAGGAGUGUCAGUGGGACAUCGAUCGGAAGGUUUGGCAGAGGAUUUUGCACCGGGAUCUGGCGCCGAAGUUGCAGGAGCUGUCCCAGGAGCAUCCGGAUGGCUUUUCGAUGACGCGACUGCUGAAGAUCUACAAUGAAUCGUUGCCACCUCUUCGUAGGUCCGCCGAGAGGCAAAAGGCUCCGCUCAUCUCCUUGCACCUUCCCUUGUUGGUUCUUGGAGCUCGCGAUCAACAAAAGUUUGACUCCUGUCAUGAUCCUCAGAGCUACUUUCUGGAAUCUUUGAAGUUUAUCAGAGAGCGUUGGUCUUGUGAAGUGCUGGAGACGGUGACCUUGCAGGAGAUCGGGGCAGAAGUUCACUUGCAACGGAUGACCAAGAAGUAUCGAGAGGCAGGGAUGGAGGAGGAAUUCGCCCGACGUCUGGAUGAGCAUCUCGUGAUCUUGACCAAGCUAUGCGAGGAGGAAGGACGUGACAAGGCGGCUGCUGAGAGGAUCAUCCAAGGAGUUCGAGGGCUGUUUGACAGCCAGAACCUGUUGGCGCCAGAGCCAGCCUACAGAUCCAGGCUGUGAACAGAGGCUUUCUCAAAGCUCGUUGGGGUGACGAUCAGGGGCGCAUGAACUUGGGAGAAAAGCUCCGCCGGGGCGCC
This is a messenger RNA of Durusdinium trenchii, 4007 nucleotides long. The record is from the annotation of a GenBank genome assembly. NCBI's taxonomy places the organism in Eukaryota, Dinophyceae, Suessiales, Symbiodiniaceae.